Molecule: messenger RNA, 2480 nt
Organism: Sander lucioperca (pikeperch)
Lineage: Eukaryota; Metazoa; Chordata; Actinopteri; Perciformes; Percidae
Product: interleukin-1 receptor type 1-like
Exons: 12
Coding region: 440-2362 (640 amino acids)
Biological process (GO): signal transduction
Molecular function (GO): interleukin-1 receptor activity
Source: RefSeq, a predicted model, not a curated record
CUGCUCAACACAUUACACAACCAACCACAAACACCUUUAGGCCUCCAGUAGCAAAGGAAAGCGCAUGCCAAACAUUUUUCUUCUGCAUGUGACUCAGUCAGUUCCGUUCACCUCAGCCUGCCCUCCCAUGUGCUACUCCCAUGUCUCUGUUACCACGGCCCGUUGAACUGGCUGAGCUCUUCCCACGUUCCCUUCCGCCUAGGCUUGUCCCAGAGUAAAACUAUGUGUUCUUAGACUCUGGAUGCCCUAACCACAUCCAUACGCAAGUGAUAUUUGGUAAUGUGCUUUGACAAGAAACACUUCUCCAUCUCCAAUCCUCCAGCUUUUAAAGCUACAACAUGCAACUUUUUGAAUACAUAUUUUAUUCGAACUAUUUUAACUUGAACGCUGUCUUGGAUUAACCAUUUUGGUAUUCCUCUGCCUAUACACUAAGCAAGCUAUGGGCCAGCGAUCAACAGUGGGAAGCCUUCUGUUUUUCCUCUGGCUAAAUGGGAUCUGUUCAGGAUUUAAACUGGAGAAUUGUACCUACUACAACAGAACGUUUGAGAGUGUUUACUCUGUUCCCGGGGAUAUGGCUAUGCUGAAUAGCACUCUGGUGUCUUCAGACACCUUCAACUUCACAACUGUCCCUUACAACAUCACCUGGUACAACUUAAAGACCGGCCGAGAAAUGAGCAACCAGACCGGUCGAAUCCUGGUGCACAGGGAGACUCUGUGGUUUCUUAACGUAACGGUGGACGAUAUUGCAGAAUAUGUAUCUAUACUAAGAACUCCCUCUCGGUGCUACAGGCAGGGGAUCAAGCUGGUAGUUGAUCUGCCCAUUGCUGGACAGUGUGGAAGACCAAAGAAAGCCUUUCAAACACUUACAUUGGGAGUCACUGACAAAGUGAGCUGUCCUCUGAAGGACUACAUCACUAAACUGGACAGCUACAACAUCACUUCCUCCAUCAAGUGGUACAGAGGUUGUGACCUCAUCGUGGAUGGGACAGGCAAGUUUACCUACAUGGAUAAGGCCAUACUGAAAAUUGAAAGCGUGGAAGCUGAAAACAACUUGUACACCUGUACUCUGAGCUUUACUCUCGGUGGCAUUACGGGAUCAGUGUCAGAGACCAUUGACGCAACAGUCUCAGCUAGGUACUCUAUGACUCCACAAGUGCGCGAACCGGCCAAUGAAAUAAUCAAGGCACAGCUGGGGUCCAAUUUCAGCAAGCGGUGCCUGGUAUUUGUGCCAUGUGUCGGGAGGCCCUCAGUUGAUAUCGUUUGGUCGGUCAGAAACAAUUACAUUAUGUAUACCACACCCCCUGACCGUGUCUCCACGUCAAAACUAAAUUUGUCUAUGCAGGAUGAUCCUCAAGGUGCAUGGUUGGAGCUUCUGCUGAUUAUUUCUGAGCUAAGGGAGGAGGAUUUCAACAUCAACUACACUUGUCAAGCAGUCAGUGACAGGGGCUCUCCUAAGGGAUAUUUUACUCUGCUACCCACAGAUCCCAACAUCAUACUACCCAUUGGAUCUGUGCUCGGUGGUAUGACGGUUCUCUUUAUCAUCAGUGUCACCAUCUACUACCUUUUUAAGGUUGACAUUGUGCUGUGGUUCAGGAAAGCGUUUCCUGUCCUCUACACAAAUACAGAUUUGGAUGGGAAGCUGUAUGAUGCCUAUGUGGCAUACGCACAGCCCCGUGCCAUUGGAUUUAGCAAGGAAGUGGAAGAGUUUGCUCUUUGCACACUACCCCAAGUGUUGGAAAAUGCCUGCGGCUACAAACUCUUCAUAGGAGGCCGUGACUGCAUGCCUGGAAAGGCCAUAGUGGACUCAGUGGAAGAGAACAUACAAGCCAGUCGCCGCCUUCUUCUGCUCUACACCGCCUCUACUUUCAUCAGCAAAAGACACACAAGCAGCACUAGUAGCAAUAAUAACAACAUCUCUAAGAGCAGUGAUAACAAUGAAUGGAAGACAGGGGACCGCAGUGGCAGCAUGAGUUUUGAUGGUAGUGAAGACGUCUAUCCCGACUCCAGACAGCAGUUGGAGUGUAUGGCAGCAAUGCACAGAGCACUUCUGGAGGGAUCUCUCAAGGUAAUUCUUGUAGAGUUGGAAGAGAUCAGCCCGGCUCAGCUGGCUCUCUUUCCAGAGUCAGUACGUCACCUGAGGAAAAAGCAGGGUGCCGUGUGUUGGUGGAAGAACCUGAGAACAAGGCAAAGGUGGAGGACAUGUGUGAGGAGGAGAGAGGACGAGGAGAAAGGGGGACAGGCCACGCAGCUGUCCCCUUCCCUCUCCCCUUCCUCUAGGUUUUGGAAGGAGUUGAGGUUUAGUAUGCCGGUGAGGGGCAAGAGGGCAUCGUACCCCGAGAAAACUGCCCUGCUGAACUUAUGAUGGGAAUAUGAACCAGAGAGCAGCUGGUUGCCAGUGCACAAAUGUGUUUGGCAGCGAAACCCCUCACACACAGACAAUUCAGAAAUACUGACCAGAAGCUGUGAAGUAAACGCUCCGA